This is a messenger RNA of Bathycoccus prasinos, 1686 nucleotides long. RefSeq lists its product as hypothetical. The transcript has a single exon. Gene Ontology annotation, molecular function: nucleic acid binding; 3'-5' exonuclease activity. Lineage: Eukaryota; Viridiplantae; Chlorophyta; Mamiellophyceae; Mamiellales; Bathycoccaceae. Bases 1 to 1686 code for a protein of 561 amino acids. Gene Ontology annotation, biological process: nucleobase-containing compound metabolic process. The record is from RefSeq and is a predicted model, not a curated record.
AUGGACGACGCGAGGACCACCAAGCGACUGAAAGUACCAUCAUCUUCAUCAUCAGUAGGAGCAGUAACAACGUGUUGUGAUGAUGAGAGUUUUUUUACCGACAAAAAACAACACCAUACCAUUGAUGGGCUGAGGAAACAACAGCGACAACAAAAUCACGAUUGUGAUUUCCCCCAACAACAACAUCUUUUGCUUUCAGAGUACAAACUGAACGAAACCCGGACAGAAAUCGUCCUCGCGGAGACGAAAAGAGACAUCGAAAUGGCAAUCGAACGAAUCUAUCGCGAAGCGAUGAAAUUGGACCACUUUUGCGAUGGUGGUGGCGAUGUUUUUGGGAGGAAACAACAGUCUCUCGUGGUUGGAUUCGACAUGGAGUGGAAGGUCCUGUAUAAGAAAGGCGGUGGCGAAGCGAAGACGAGUUUACUACAGAUGGCGUAUUCAACCAUAGACGUUUCAACAAAGUCGUCGUCGAAAUCGAAAACGAAAAAUGUGGUCGUUUUGAUACGACUCGGGAAACGUUUGAAGUAUAAAAACCCACUCCCAUCGAAACUGCUUCGGUUUUUAGAGGACCCCGCGGUGAGGAAAGCCGGCGUGAACGCGAGAGGGGACGCGCAAAAGCUACGAAGGGAUUUUAAGGUACGCGUGAACGGAGUGGUGGAGUUGGACGCGUUGGCGAAGGCGAAGAAUGUUGUAAGCGGUGAUGGGAGGAGUAGCGGUAAAAGUGUUUCUGGGAAAGAACAGGAGAGAGAUAAUAAUAACAACGCAAGUCAGCGAUGGAGUUUAGCUCGAUUGGCAAUACGGGUGCUCAAGAAGCGAGUGCCGAAGGACGGGAACACGAGAACAUCGAAUUGGGAACGGGACGGGAAGUUGGACAAGAAGCAGUUGACGUACGCCGCGAUCGAUGCGAUGGUUGGUUUGGAUUUGUGGGUCGCGCUGAAUAAGAUGCGAGGGGAUGGGUACGAGAUGGAUCCGGUUCUGGAGGGGUUCGUCUUUCGCGGUAGGAUUUUAGAAGGCGAAUACGAUCCGGACGACGACGACGACGACGACGAAGAAGAAGAAGAUGAUGAAGUUGAAGUUGAUUACGAUGAAGAAGAAAUAGAACCAUACGCCGCGCUUCGUGAAGCGGCGCUGACGACGUUAGACAACGAGCCGACGACAUCGGGACAACCAGAACAAUCAAAAACAAAAGAACAACUCGAACUCACUCGCGGCGCGAAACGCAAGACGCCCAUUCCGGAAGACGUGGAGGAGAUUUUAAUCCAACAUCUAGGCGGUAAAGCGGUCGAGGAUAUAGCCGAAACACGCAAACUCACGUCAGCGGAUAUCUCCAAAAAGCUCACGAUUGCGUUUAAAGCCGGUCAUCCGUAUUAUUGGGAUUUGUUAGGUGUUUCCAACGAUAUUUGGUUAACGUUUUUACAAAGCCGAGAGGAAAAGGCGUUGGCGACGAUUCGAGAGCGCUUACCAAACGGCGCGGCUGACAUGCCAAAGAUUCUAUUGUGCGCCUGUCGAUUCGCAAGAGAGGUUUUACGAGAUGGGAAUCAGUUAGAAGGUGAUGAGUCCGCGGAAGACGACGACGACGAAGAAGAAGAAUCCUCUUCCGAAGAGAAUGACGAUGAGGACGACGACGCUUCCGAAGAAGAAGAAGAAGAAGAAGAAGAAGAAGAAGAAGAAGGAAAGAAGGAAUAA